AUGGUCGUCCAGCACGCGCACACAUCGCAGACAACGCCCGCCUCGCUGCCGCCGUCGGUCUUCACGCUCCCCCAGACCGCCCAGCUCGAGGCGCUUUACACUAUCAUCCGCGACAAGACGACGAGCCGCGGCGACUUCCUCUUCUACUCGGAUCGCAUCAUCCGCCUCCUCGUCGAGGAAGGUCUGAACCACCUCCCGGUCAUUCCCAAGACCGUCGAGACGCCCACGGGUGCGACGUACGAAGGCGUCGGGUUCGAAGGCAAAAUAUGCGGCGUGUCUAUUCUGCGCGCUGGAGAGGCAAUGGAAGCCGGCCUGAGGGAGGUGUGCAGGAGCGUCCGGAUUGGCAAGAUCUUAAUUCAGAGGGAUGAGGAGACGGCGCAGCCAAAGCUGUUCUAUUCUAAGCUUCCGCAAGAUAUCAAGCAGCGGUACGUACUACUGCUGGAUCCCAUGCUCGCUACCGGAGGGUCGGCCAUGAAGGCGGUGGAAGUGAUCAUGGAGCAGGGUGUGCCAGAAGAACGCAUAAUAUUCAUUAACCUGAUCGCGUCGCCCGAGGGCCUGCGGGCGUUCUGCACGAGAUAUCCGACGCUGCGCGUGAUCACCGGGUGGAUUGAUGAAGGGCUGAAUGAGAAGGCGUACAUCGUCCCCGGGCUUGGCGACUUCGGUGAGAGAAGAUACUGCUCCUGA
This is a messenger RNA of Sparassis crispa, 684 nucleotides long. RefSeq names its product Uracil phosphoribosyltransferase. NCBI's taxonomy places the organism in Eukaryota, Fungi, Basidiomycota, Agaricomycetes, Polyporales, Sparassidaceae. The transcript is spliced from 9 exons. The record is from RefSeq and is a predicted model, not a curated record. Bases 1 to 684 code for a protein of 227 amino acids.